UAUUUGUAAAGCUCAACACACCGCUUUCGCUUCUCUUUCUCUCAACACACACCGCUUCCACACACCGCUUCCGCUUUGAUUUCUCUCAACACACACCGCCUUUGCCAUAUUCGUCUCUCAUUUCGCAGAUUUCGUCGCAGAUUUCUUUGGAAAUAUCGAACACUACUUCUGAAAUCCAGUUUGGCUAGAGAUUCAGGAAAGAUUCUCGCCAAAGCUUCCCCGAAUAACUCCUUCACUAUCCGUCACGGCGAAGUGGUUCAGGCACCUUCAGAUCCCUUAGAUAUGCAUCUGAUGGAUCAAUAUGAAAUUGUUUGCCAAUGCAAGAAGGGGAGAAUGUUACGGAAGUGUUCAAAUUCGAAUAAAAAUAAAAAUAGAAUGUACUACUGCUGUACAAAAUCAAAGAAAUUGUCAAAUGGGAGAUGGGACUUCGGUUGCCAAUUCUUUUUGUGGGAGGACCAACUCAGGCGUUGUUUGUGUGGUGAAGGUAUGUGUGCCCUUGUACGAUACGAAGACAACGGCAUGGAAGUGUGCUCCCUGCAGGGUUGUUCACCAGCUGAAUCCGGAGAGGGCAGUGGUUCUUCAAAAUCUAAACAGUGCCAACUGUGCCAAGUUUUAUCAAUCAAAAUCAAGAUUUUGGAAGCCAAGCUGGAGGUUGCUCAAUCUCCGGAGAAGCACGCCAACACAUCAUCUGCCAUUUUAUACGAAGCUUUGGAAGAGGUGUCUGAUGCGGUGGCGGGACUAUCGCUGGAUCAUCAACCAAAUAUUUCUUAAUGUGAUUGUUGACAGUAUGGGUACUUGAAUUCAUUUAGGUGUUACUUGUUUUUCAUUCUUGUAAUUGUGAGACUUGUUAAUUGUGUCA
Molecule: messenger RNA, 859 nt
Organism: Lathyrus oleraceus (garden pea)
Lineage: Eukaryota; Viridiplantae; Streptophyta; Magnoliopsida; Fabales; Fabaceae
Exons: 6
Coding region: 283-771 (162 amino acids)
Molecular function (GO): zinc ion binding
Source: RefSeq, a predicted model, not a curated record